Petromyzon marinus (sea lamprey) is the source of this 1783-nucleotide messenger RNA. Its product is annotated as keratin, type I cytoskeletal 18-like. Gene Ontology annotation, cellular component: cytoskeleton. Gene Ontology annotation, molecular function: structural molecule activity. The record is from RefSeq and is a predicted model, not a curated record. NCBI's taxonomy places the organism in Eukaryota, Metazoa, Chordata, Hyperoartia, Petromyzontiformes, Petromyzontidae.
AAAUACUAGCGCUCAGGUGGGACACCUCCCGCACUCUCGUUGAGCUACCCGAGCUGCAAGCAAGCACGUUCAGAGGUUCUCCUGCAGCAACCUCCACCACCACCACCAUGAGCCAGAGCGUGAGAUCGUCUCGGGGCACGCACGUGUCCACCAGCAUGUGGAACCGCAGGGGUGGAUCGCCGCCGCCGCCUCCACGGCGCGCCACCUCGGUCGUCUCGUCCUCUCGCGAAGUCAAAAUCUCGAACGCGGCGAGCGUCUACGGCGGCGCUGGCGGCCGUGGGUCGCGCAUCUCCCGGGCGUCGUCGUUCUCGGCGGUGUCGACCGGCGGCCUGGCGGGCAACGAGAAGGAGGAGCUGCAGGGUCUCAACAACCGCCUCUCGGGGUACCUGCAGCGCGUGCGCACCCUGGAGCAGGACAACAACAAGAUCGAGCUGGAGAUCGCCGAGCUCAUGAGCCUGAGGAAGGGCGGGCCGCACGACUGGGCCAAGUGGGAUGGCAUCUUCAGGGCACUCCGAGAGGAGAUCUUCAUGCUGACCAUGGACACCACGAAGCUGGAGCUGGGGAUUCAGAACACAGACCUGGCACGCAGUGACUACUAUGAGAAGUGGGAGACCGAGCAUGCCAUCCGAAUGGCAGUGGAGGCGGACAUCCAAGCUCUCCGCAAGAUGAUCGACGACACCAACGUGGCGCGCCUGAACCUCGAGAGCCGGGUGGAGGCUCUCAAGGAGGAGCUGUCCGUGCUGCGGUACACCCAUGCCGAGGAAGUGAAGAAGCUGCUCGUGGAGAUUUCCAGCUUCGAGGUCGGCUCGGUGGAGGUGGACAGCGGCACAAAAGACAUCGAUCUCAACAAGGCCCUGGCAGAGAUCCGCAGGCAGUACGAGGAUCUCUGCCGCCAGAAUGCGGUACAGGUGGAGAGCAGCUACCUGGAGACGAUUACCAUCACCAACACUAAGGUCACUGAGAAAAUGCAGGCGCUGGAGAAAUACCGCGUGGAACUCAACGAACUGAGACGCACAACUCAAGUCCUCUUCCUGGAUUUGGAGAAUAUGCGCUCCAAGAAACUGAGCCUUGAGAAUGCCAAUGCGGAUAUGUCGGCUCGCUACGAAAUGGAGGUGUCGAGCCUGCGUGACAUGGUGAUCAUGCUCGACAAGAUCUUGGUGGACGUCAACAUGGACCUGGAACGGCAGCGCUCCGAGUACGAAAUGCUGACCAAUGCCAAGAUGCGUCUGGAGCAGGAGAUCGCCUACUACAGCAGUCUGCUGGACCAGGAGGGUCAGAUUUCUGUGGACGGCAGAAAUUUUGGGUCAACAACAACAACCAUUACCCACAUCAAGCAUACCAACUGAAGCAGCAUAUGCAACAGGCACACCUCUGCUCUGGAUUGCAGUCAUGCCAAGACAACGAAAUUAAUUUAGCAUUUUUUGUUGACAUGAAAACAUUAAAGUGGAGCAUGCGCCCCCUAGCGUGGACAGAAAUAUAUUAUCACAUAGGCCAUGUCAUGAAUUUAAAAAAAAAUUAAGCGCGUUGUUCAUCAUGCUAUACGGUGCAUUCAUUAAAUGUGUGGCCAACUCCUUCACCACAAAGCUACUGUGGUGUUUUUUUCUUCCCCCAAUUGAUAAUUUUCCUUUGCUUUGUGAAACUGAAAUGUGCUCCUUUAGCUGACUAUCUCUCCAAUAUGGCAUGCAUGUGUGUGGCACAGACACAAACAUUACAGCUUGUUUAAAUACAAAAUAAGAUUGCUGUUUGCAUAUAUGUGUCAAUAAAGUUAGGAUAUAUAAUAUAU